AUGAAACCAUCCACCUUCCUGGCCUUCCUCGCCCCGACCAUCGUCCUCGCCGACUCACAACAACCCGCCUCAGGUGUAAGCCUCUCCUCGGACUUUGCGCACAACUCGCCCGCCGUCUCAUUACCAGAACUCGCUCAGCGGGAACAGUUCGCUCCAUUCGCUGACCGUGAUCUGCCGUCCGAUGAGUUGCGCUUGCUCGCUGCUCGCUAUGUCCUCCAGGCGCGCAGUGAGGGUUCCCUCGGCCAGACCCCGUGGAUUGGCAUGGCUAUCGGGUUGACCUUUACUGCUCUGGCGGCUGUGAUGCUCGGGUGA
Molecule: messenger RNA, 312 nt
Organism: Penicillium egyptiacum
Lineage: Eukaryota; Fungi; Ascomycota; Eurotiomycetes; Eurotiales; Aspergillaceae
Source: the annotation of a GenBank genome assembly